This is a messenger RNA of Xiphophorus couchianus (Monterrey platyfish), 3403 nucleotides long. Its product is annotated as vang-like protein 1. Bases 679 to 2214 code for a protein of 511 amino acids. Gene Ontology annotation, biological process: multicellular organism development. The transcript is spliced from 7 exons. The record is from RefSeq and is a predicted model, not a curated record. NCBI's taxonomy places the organism in Eukaryota, Metazoa, Chordata, Actinopteri, Cyprinodontiformes, Poeciliidae. Gene Ontology annotation, cellular component: membrane.
GCCACGAGUUUUUCCAAUCAGAUUUAAGCAGGAGAAGAUGAACUCUAACUUUGCACAAAAAUGAAAAUGAAAUUAGUGAAAGGUGACAAACAAAACAAGCAGAAAUUGCGCUUCCCUAGUUUUUAGAGUAUUUGUAACCUGAUCUGAACUCUGGUUGAAACUUUGAGAAAUCUAAAUAGUUCAUAAAACAAGAGACCGCGACCUGACUCUGAUGACAUCGAGCGUUUGGAGCGGCUGUGUUUUACCUCCCCAGAGGCACACACACAUGGACACGCACGAACACACGUGAACAUACAUGUGACGGUUCUCGUGGCGGCACGGAGACGCCGCGGUGCUCACUGGGUCAGAAGCAAUAAUCGUAGAGUGGUGCUGAGGAGAGAGACGAGCGCAAACUGUGAUUGGCUCUUCACCCCCUCCAUCCCAACUCCUCUUCAUCUCCCCAUGCUCCCUCGCUCCGCGUCUUUCCUCACAAAGCCCCUCACAUUAUGUGCCAAGUGAGCGCGCCGUUCCAUACAAUACCUCCUGAGGCAUGAUGGGAGAGGUUUCUAUAUAAAGACGGAUAAAGCGAGGAGUGGGGGGGCGAAUGGACAGUCGGUGAGGUCACACUCCGGGAUGAAUCGCCAUGGUUUAGUACCGGCUGGAGCGCCAAGCUGAAGUUCAGAAACAAGAUUAAUUCGGAUGCUGUCGCCAACGGUGAUGGAGGAAGGGGACGAGGUUUUGCAGGUGCUGGAGGUUGGAGAGGCAGUAGAGGCAGUAAAGGAGGUGAUCAUCAGCACCAUAGAAGAAGAAAUCCGCAGGAGUUCACCUCUAAACUCUAAAACGAGCCAGGAUGAUAACUGGGGGGAGACCACCACCGCCAUCACCGGCACCUCGGAGCACAGCCUCUCCCAGGAGGACAUCGUCCGCAUCACCAAAGACCUGGAGGACAGCGUGGGGCUGGACUGCCGCCGCUACGUCGCCCGCUCCAUCGCUGUGAUCCUGGGCCUGCUGGUGUUCUUCACGCCGCUCGCCUUCCUCGUGUUGCCUCACAUCCUCUGGCCGGAGAAGCUGCAGAGCUGCGGGACGGCCUGCGAGGGGCUCUUCAUCUCCGUGGCCUUCAAGCUGCUCAUCCUCCUCCUGGCGGUCUGGGCGCUCUUCUUCCGGCCAGCGCGGGCAGGCCUCCCGCGCGCUUUUGUCUUCAGAAUCCUGCUGGCGGUGCUGGUGCUCCUCUUUGUCAUCUCCUACUGGCUCUUCUACAGUGUCCGGAUACUCGACUCACAAGACGAGAACUACCAGGGAAUUGUGCAGUACGCGGUCUCCCUGGUGGACGCUCUGCUCUUCAUCCACUACCUGGCCGUUGUCCUGCUGGAGCUCCGGCAGCUCCAGCCAUGUUUCUCCGUCUGCGUCACGCGCGCCACAGACGGCGAGACGCGGCACUACAACCUCGGACAACUCAGUAUUCAGCGGGCCGCCCUGGCCAUCAUAGAGCGCUACUACUGCGACUUCCCCAUCCACAACCCGGCUCUGCUUUCUGCCUCCAAGUCCCGGGCGGCCAAGCACCUGGCCGGCCUCAAGGUCUACAACGUGGACGGUCCGGGGAACAACGCCUCAGCGGGAAUGGCCCAGUCCCAGUCCAGAGCCAUGAUCGCAGCUGCAGCCCGGCGCCGCGACACCAGCCACAACGAGCUCUACUAUGAGGAGGCCGAGCACGAGAGGCGCGUCCGCAAACGCAGGGCACGACUGGUGGUGGCAGUGGAGGAGGCCUUCACCCACAUCAAGCGCAUGCAGGAGGAGGAGCCGAAGAAGGCCCCGGGGGACGUGAUGGACCCCCGAGAGGCGGCUCAAGCCAUCUUCCCCUCCAUGGCGCGCGCCUUGCAGAAGUACCUGAGGACCACCAAGCAGCAGCACUGCCACAGCAUGGAGAGCAUCCAGCAGCACCUGGCCUUCUGCAUCACCAACAACCUGACGCCCAAGGCAUUUCUGGAGAGCUACCUGUCGCCGGGGCCCACCCUGCAGUACGGUAAGGACCACUGGCUGGGCCGCCGCUGGACGCUGAUCAGCGAGGCGUCGGUCACCAGCGGCCUGAAGGACGGAAGCGUCUUCUUGCUCAAGUGUGUGGACUUCAGCCUGGUGGUGACGUCCAGGAAGAUCCCUUACGUCCAGAUGUCGGAGGAAUACAUCGACCCCAAAUCUCACAAGUUUGUCCUGCGACUACAGUCUGAAACCUCGGUGUAGGACACCAGCUAUUUUUCUGUUUUGUUUUUUUUAUUCCUCACCAUGUCACAUUGCUUUCAAAUGUUGCUAAUUAGGGUUUGAAGUUUUUUAUAUGUACUUUUCUUUGUUUUUAAUAUAUAUGAAUAUAUAUAUAAAUGAAUUUAUAUAUCACAUGUCUGAAAUUAUUGCUAUUUUAAUGUUUGACUUGGUGAAAAGAAGAAUUGUUGCAGGAUUUCGCUCACGGGUUUGAUCGAGAUUAGGUUGUGCACAAUACUGUAUGUAUGAUUAUACAGUCCCUUUCAAAAGUAUUAAAGGGGCAGUAUGAUGUAUUUCCAGGUACAUGGAACCAUUUUAUAGCACAAUCUGGUAACUAUGUCACCUUCAGUUGUAAAAAUGCUUUACAUUUCAAAUAUGAUGUAAGAGAAAUUGGAUUUUGCAAACUUGGGAUUUUAUUUGACAAAACCAACAUAAAUAGGGCAUAGAAGGAAAAUCAUACAGAUAUUUAAUUCUGAAAAAUAUACACCUAAAUAGGAGAAUGAGUAAAAGGGGCUGAAAAUAAAAGCACACCACACUUUUCAGCUUUGUAUCGGUUAAAAACCUUAUUUUGUCCUUCUGAAAAAGGAAAAAGAUUUUCAGGACAUGGACAAUACAAUCAUGUCCUCCUUCAUGUUGGUUUACCACAUAAAGUCCUAGUUAAUGUAAAAGUUUGCGCUGUUUGUCAUGUUUGAUGUUUCUUUUUUGAGAAACCGAAGCCAAACGAGUCUGGAAAAAUUCACUCCAAAGUUCCCAACAGAGACUCAGAACUGAUGUCUUUGUUUGGAACUGGAAGACAGACUUAAAAGAAACAGUUUUGAAUUUAAUCUGCAGUUCUCCAGGUGCAUCGACAUCAUCAUCAUCAUUGGCGGCGGCGGCGGUUUGGAUAACCAGGAAGUGAAAACGAACUCGCGCCCAAAGACGUGAACUCUUCCACAAAGGUUCAGUAAUCCUCUCAGGGCUUUUGUGUCUGCCGCAUCUGCCUGACACGACGAGACAGAGCUGCUGGUUCUGAAAUAUAGAAAUAACUACUGAUUUCUGCAGAGCGGCUCUGCAUCACGUAGCAGCACAUUCUGUCAGUUCUACGUCUGCUUUGCCCCUUCCAAGCAAAAGUUUCCAGACUUUAAAUGACAGAUCUUCAUGUUUUUUUACACAUUAAAAGCGCUUUUAUAAAGAA